UCUGACAUGGCCCCUUCUGCACAGGCCCGCCACCGCCUCUUUCUUUCAAACACUCAGUGCAUUUAGAGACUGAUCUUGUGCAGAAAAUAUCCCUGACAUUUGAGGAGCUCCAGGGAUUCAAUGAGCAUGCUCAGUCCUCCCCGCCUGGUAGCCAGAGGAAGCUGGUUUACAUACGAGUCAUACCAAGCAUAGCCUGCAUGUCAGUGCAGUUAACUUGCAGCGGGCUGUGAGCAGAACUAGCGUGGCUUUGUCCCAGGAAACUUCCCUUGUUUCUGUUGUCUUUUUUUUUCUCGGUGGUUGUUUUUUUUGUUGUUUGUUGUUUUUUUUUUUAAGUUGAAAAAAGACUUGAAAAGUUUUUAGAUAGUCGUCUUUGUAUUGAAGGACACAGUAUACUUUAGUUUUCAGAAGUUUGGAAGGGAGAGUGUGUGUGUUUUAAUCCCUCCAACUUUCCUUUAAUAUACUUUGUUUUGAUUAGCAGACGGCUGGGCUUUGCGCUAGUGAAGUUUAGGAAGCCGGAGCAUACUCGGCACCAUUCGCCUGGCUUCCUCCUCCCUGAACCUGUGCAAAAGCAAAUAAGCUGGUCUCUUUUGCUAGCCCGAUAAAUGCUAUUUAUGAAGAUGGACCUGUUGAACUACCAAUACUUGGACAAGAUGAACAACAAUAUUGGCAUUCUGUGCUAUGAAGGUGAAGCAGCUCUAAGAGGUGAGCCCAGAAUGCAGUCUCUUCCAGUAUCCUCUGCUUUAACCAACCAUCGAACGGGGCCUCCUCCUAUCAGUCCCAACAAGAGAAAGCUCAGCAUGGACCAAGGGGAUGAUGAGCUAGACUGUGAAAACGACCAUGUUUCUAAAAUGAGUCGAAUGUUCAGUCCACAUCUAAACAAGACUGCCAAUGGAGAUUAUUGGAAGGAGCACAGAGAGAGGAGUCGCAGCCCAAUAGAGAGGGCUGCUGCGCCAACAAUGAGCCUUCAUGCCAAUCACAUGUAUGCCUCAAUCCCAAGCUUGACCAUGGAUCAACCUCUAGCACUGACCAAAAACAGCAUGGAUGCAACCCGAACAGUUGGCAUCACACCUACACUGACUUCUGUGGAACGGCAGCAGAACCGUCCAUCCGUAAUCACCUGUGCUUCUGCGAACAACCGGAACUGUAACCUCUCUCAUUGCCCCAUCGCUCACAGCGGCUGCGGUUCAGCAAUGCCCACCUACAGAAGACCCUCUAGCACUACCACUGCCUGCGACCCGGUGGUGGAAGAGCACUUCCGCCGAAGCCUUGGCAAGAACUACAAGGAGCCUGAGCCAGUGGCAAACUCUGUGUCCAUCACGGGAUCAGUUGACGACCACUUUGCCAAAGCACUUGGGGAUACGUGGCUUCAGAUUAAAGCUGCGAAGGACGGCGUUUCUAGCAGUCCCGAGUCUGCUUCACGGCGGGGCCAGUCUUCCCCUUCCUCUCACAUGGUCAAUCAUAAUCACUCGCCCUCUGUAGUCUCCUGAGGAGAGGUCCGUUAUGUUUGUGAAUUUGCAUGGUUUGACUGAGUUUUGAACAGUGCUUAAAAUAGUGUUGGGGGAGGGAAGAUUAGUUUUCAACACGUGUAUUUGCGUACUCACUUUUUAUUUGUAAAAGGGUGCCCUUAAAGAUGAUAGCAGGAACUAUUUCAUAAAGAUUCAUACGAUGUAGCAUCCUUUUUUCCUGCCUCAAUUACCAAAGAAACCUCUGAUGCAAAUCUGCUGCCCCUUAACAAAAAAAUGCACGCUAAUCCACAAAAGCCAUUACACUUAGUUGGUUGACCCAAAUGCUUUUUGCUUUUAUUAGCUUCUUGAGACUAGAAUUUGUCCGGUUUGCUUAUGUUGCUUCCCCCACCCCCACCCCCGUGAAGUAAUUUUGUAUGUAUAUACUUGAAAAGAACUGUCAUGUAUGAUUUGCACUAUUGGAGGAAGACUGAGGUUGCAUAGCAACUUUCUGGAAGAUGCUAAUAUUCUGAGGGCAAACUGCUGAAAAAAAGGGUUUGAGGAUGACAUUUCUAUCAGUUUGAUUUUUCUUAAAGCAAAACAGCUUUGGAAGGGGAAGUCUCAUACAGGUUAUAGGUCUUUCUCUCUGUAGAUUUCAGGUGCUUAGUGCUUGCAACUGGACUGCGUAAUUUACAGAACACGGGCAUUUUUUUCCUAAACACUGCAGUUUGUUAGAAUAGAGCUGAGGUCAGAGGGUUCAAUAGUGCUUAACAAUGCAUGUUUUAUGAAAAAUAGCUGGUAUCUAUUAAUGUAUAGACAGUAAGAAUCAUAAUACUUACUAGCUUUUCUUCAGAAUUAGUUUAUUUUUGUCAGUAACAACCCUAGAUAUACUUACUGCUGGUACAGUUGUACUCUAUGAUAUUUGUAUUUGAUAUUCACUUUAAGUAGCAGCCAGCAAAAGAGGACAGCCUCAGGACAGGCCUCAAGUUGACACAGUUUAGAGAUACACGGUGUGUGGUACAGGAUGCUAUAGCUUUGCGCAUGACCGAGUAAUUGUUUCUGUCUGCAGCACUGUCUGCUUAAUGGGAAUUUGCUUCCUAAAACUAAGUCUGUGUAAUCCACCUUUAACGAGCUGCAGAGACUGCUACCGUUCGGUAUCUUGGCUGGACAACAGAUUGUUACAGUUGGUGAAAUACGAUCUUUAAUUUUUUUAAGCUUAUUCAUAAGCCUAUGCCAAGUUGCAGCAUACAUUCCUCCAUUAGAAAACUUUAUACAGGUAUUAGUGCAUUUAUUAUCAUUUGCUAUAUUAAUAGCUACUAACUAGAAAUUAGGCGAUAGAGGCAGGCGUAAAACCACAGCUGGGCUAGUACUAAGAGCUUCUCUUCUUGUUAAGUAACUGCUCUCCUCCAUACAUUCCAUCUUCCCAGUACAGUUGCAACUAGGGCUUUGUUUUAUACUGGGUUACCUGAAGCGAUUGGUUCAGUGUAGGAAGGCAGAACUAGGCAGAAGAUGAACUACACGUGAUGUAUUAUGGACUAUGUUACAGUAUUGGGUCCAUUGUGGCUUUUUUAUUUUGUUUGUUGUUUUGUUGUUGUUGUUGUUUGUUUUUUUU
Phalacrocorax carbo (great cormorant) is the source of this 3054-nucleotide messenger RNA. NCBI's taxonomy places the organism in Eukaryota, Metazoa, Chordata, Aves, Suliformes, Phalacrocoracidae. The record is from RefSeq and is a predicted model, not a curated record.